AUGCUUUCGAGAGGUCGGAUCCUCGAGCUACCAAAAUCUAUCAUCUCACAACAUCGCUCUCGCUCCUCCGUCUCUCAGCUACACAAAGAUGGAGUUAGGGAGCGCUGGCGAGGAUCAGACCAGAGGAGUCAACUGUCUGUGAAGCCCACCUUGGGGUCUGCCGUCAGGCUCAACCGUGGCGAACAGGCAUUAGAUGCCACAACAAGAAAAAAGACCCUGAGCGAUGGCCUUUUUGCAACUUGGCUUUCAGAUUGGCUUGACGUACUCGCUCAGAGCGUCACGGACAAGGGCUUCGCGCAGUAUCUUAAGCAAUUCAAAAUCAACUUGCGCUUGCAUAAGGUAUAUCGGCAAAAGCUAGGAGAUCAUGUUGUUGGGACUGGUUCAGCACUUCUUAGACAACCUACCGGAUCGCAAGAUCCUCAAAAGCUUUACAAAGCCCUUGGAGCUCUAUAUCUCGUGGAUGGAGAGCGGGCCGUUAAUGCUCAGCUGAGAUAUACUUAUUCAAUUAUCGAUAAUAAUCGGCAAUCGUCUACGAUCACCUUGGAAGAUCAGGAACGACUUGCAGACUUACGGUACCCCGCUGAAUGGUACCCCGACACAAGGUGCAUUCAACGAACUAUACAUCUACACGUAGGUCCAACAAAUUCUGGCAAGACAUAUCGUGCUUUGAAACGAUUGGAGCAAGCCGAAUCUGGAGUAUAUGCUGGUCCGUUGCGGCUUCUUGCGCAUGAGGUCUUUGGGAGACUAAAUGCUCAGGGGAAAUCCUGCGAUCUCUUGACAGGGGAUGAAAGAAUCACUGUAGCUGAAGAUGGUCAACCUGCGAAGAUGCAAAGCUGCACCGUCGAAAUGCUACCCCUGCAUACCGAUUUUGACGUCGCAGUCAUUGAUGAAAUCCAAAUGCUUGGUCAUGAUCAACGUGGCUGGGCAUGGACUCAAGCUCUGCUGGGCCUCAAAGCACGGGAGCUUCAUCUCUGUGGCGAAGAGCGUACAGUCCCAUUGAUACGUGAGCUAGCAGCUUCUAUGGGUGAUAAGAUCGAGGUGCAUACUUACAAACGCCUCAGUCCUUUGAAAACCAUGUCAAGCAGCUUACGCGGUGAUCUAGCCAGUUUACGAAAAGGGGAUUGUGUCGUGGUGUUUUCACGGAUGGGUCUUCACGCAAUGCGAAGAGACAUUGAGAAAGCGACGCAACGUCGAGUUGCCAUUGUAUAUGGCUCCUUGCCGCCUGAGGUCAGAGCUCAACAAGCGAGGCUGUUCAACGACCCAGACAAUGAUUACGACUUCCUUGUUGCGAGUGACGCUAUUGGCAUGGGGUUAAAUUUGGCCAUCAAACGUAUUGUCUUUGAAUCGGUGCACAAGUCCAAUGGUUUCACCAACGAGCUGAUGGAAAGUGCUCAAAUCAAGCAGAUUGCUGGUCGCGCCGGCAGAUUCCGUGUCGCACUUGGAGCUGAGAACGAGACAGAGGUUAGCAACCCAAAAGACCUGCCUGCUCCCAAUGUGGGCCUGGUUACAACUCUAGAGAAUCAUGACAUGGUCUACGUUCGAAGGGCGAUGCAGGCGGAACCUGAUCCUAUAAUGAGUGCAGGUCUGUUUCCACCAACGGAUAUCAUUGAGCAAUUUGCGGCCUAUUUCGAUCCGUCUACGCGUUUUAGUCAUAUCAUGCAGCGCCUUCACGAGAUCGCGCUAGUACAGCCACGGUACAAGCUUUGCCACCUCAGAGAUCAGGUUCGUAUUGCCGAUAUAAUACAUUCAGUGGAAAACCUAUCGUUACGUGACCGCAUCACGUUUUGUGCAGCGCCAGCCCAGGUGGGCGGUCAAGGCGGCACCAAACGUAUUGGGGGGAUGCCAGAGAUAGUACGUGCAUUUGCGAGAUGUGUUGGCGACAGGUCCAGUGGCGCUCUCUUGGAGAUUUCAGAGCUCAACAUCGAUGUACUCAACGAGAAGAUGACGGUUGAUCGAGGUUACCUUGACCGUUUGGAGAUGCUACAUAAAGCCCUCGUUCUUUACCUUUGGCUGAGUUAUAGGUUUCCUGGUGCCUUCAUCAGCCAAGGAAUGGGGUUCUACCUCAAAGGUCUAGUCGAGAACCGGAUCGACAAAACCCUUUCCGAGUUCUCGGCCACAAGUGCGAUUCAGAAGAGGAUCAAGAUGAUGCGCAAGAAGGCAGAGCAAAACAUCAAGCGCCUGGGGGAAACGACCGCGAACGAGGACAACGUAUUGCUACAUCAAGGUGCGGGCGCGGUUGAUGAUGAGAUUUUACCCAGUGCCUCGAAAGAACCCCUUGAUCAUAGUGUGAUCCCAUCUGAUAUUGAGGCAUUGACACCACCUUGGCCGCACCAGAACAACCCGAAAAUGCCUCAAGCACCGGAAAUCGUUAACGCAAAGCUCUCUCGCAGCUUCACAAACCUCUGUCUCUAG
This is a messenger RNA of Bacidia gigantensis, 2412 nucleotides long. RefSeq lists its product as uncharacterized. The record is from RefSeq and is a predicted model, not a curated record. Gene Ontology annotation, cellular component: mitochondrial degradosome. The transcript has a single exon. Lineage: Eukaryota; Fungi; Ascomycota; Lecanoromycetes; Lecanorales; Ramalinaceae. The coding region runs from base 1 to 2412 and encodes 803 amino acids. Gene Ontology annotation, molecular function: hydrolase activity, acting on acid anhydrides; RNA helicase activity; ATP binding. Gene Ontology annotation, biological process: RNA catabolic process; mitochondrial RNA 3'-end processing.